GCAUGUGUGUAGUGGCAAGUUUCCAGAACCCAGAUGGGGUGAGUGUGAGUGAGUCAACAAGGAAGAAAAUUGUCCAAAGGAGUUCUUAAAAGACCAACACCUAGUGGCCCAGGUUGCAGGUCAGCAUAAAUAGCCCGUGCCUGUGGGCCAAGGAAGCACUCAUUUGCCUGGAGACCCUGAGCCUUCGAGGAAGCAAUGGCCAUGCUUCUCCUCUCUGUGCUGGUCCUGCUCACACAGUCUCCAAGGUCAUGGGGAGAAGAAGUGACAACCCUUCCCCAGAAACCUUUGAUUGAUGCCUGCACCCUAGUCAUGUGUAGCCCUGUGGAGAAUGGCCUGCCUGGUCGUGAUGGACAAGAUGGAAAAGAAGGCCCCCGGGGCGAGAAGGGGGAUCCAGGUUCACCAGGAGCUCCAGGGCCCAUGGGGAUGCCUGGACCUGCUGGCCCAGUUGGGCCCAAAGGGGACAACGGUCCUGCUGGAGAACCUGGACCAAAGGGAGACUCGGGGCCACGUGGACCUCCAGGACCUCCAGGUGUGCCCGGGCCGGCUGGACCAGAGGGUCCCUCAGGAAUGCAGGGGAAUGUGGGACCCCAAGGUGAACCAGGCCCCAAAGGAGAGCCUGGGCCCAAAGGAGAAGUGGGUGCCCCAGGCGUGCAGGGCUCUGCAGGGACAAGAGGCCCCCCAGGUUUCAGAGGAGAAAAUGGUGCCCCUGGUGAGCGUGGAGCCCCUGGGCUUCCAGGGGAAGCAGGGCCUGCAGGUCCUUCGGGCCCACAGGGACCUCCAGGCGCCAGGGGCCCCCCAGGACUGAAGGGGGGCAGAGGUGCUCCUGGGGAGAGAGGAGCCAAGGGAGAGAGUGGGCUUCCAGACAUCGCUGCUCUGAGGCAGCAGGUGGAGGCCUUGCAGGGGCAGGUAGGACGCCUGCAGGGAGCCUUCAUUCAGUGUAAGAAAGUGGAGCUCUUCCCCAACGGCCGAGGUGUUGACCAGAAGGUCUUCAAGGCAGCAGGCUUUCAGAAACCUUUCCAGGAGGCACAGCAAGUGUGCGCACAGGCUGGGGGGCAGCUGCCCUCCCCACGCUCUGCAGCUGAGAACAAGGCCUUGCAACAGCUGAUCGAGGUUGAGAACAAGGGUGCUGCGUUCCUGAGCAUGACUGACUCCAAGACGGAGGGCAAGUUCAUCUACCCUGGAGGGGAGUCCCUGGUCUAUUCCAACUGGAAGCCCGGGGAGCCCAACAACAAGGGUGGCAAUGAGGACUGUGUGGAGAUCUUCACCAACGGCAAGUGGAACGACAUACCCUGUGAAGAGAAGCGCCUUGUGAUCUGCGAGUUCUGAGCCCUCGGGGUGGGUGGGGCAGCCGAGGUCCAGGAGCCUGGCCCAGACCCGUGUGCUGCCAACAUGACAAGGAAGAGCUGAGGGCUCUGUGGCCGGGCUUCUGCAGAGUCAUGGGAUGAGGCCAGCCAAGGGCUCCCAUGGAACUCCUCU
This is a messenger RNA of Myotis brandtii (Brandt's bat), 1476 nucleotides long. Its product is annotated as pulmonary surfactant-associated protein D. Gene Ontology annotation, biological process: positive regulation of phagocytosis; surfactant homeostasis. The transcript has 8 exons. The coding region runs from base 196 to 1326 and encodes 376 amino acids. Gene Ontology annotation, cellular component: multivesicular body; rough endoplasmic reticulum. The record is from RefSeq and is a predicted model, not a curated record. Lineage: Eukaryota; Metazoa; Chordata; Mammalia; Chiroptera; Vespertilionidae.